AGCCAUGGUGGUGUGUCUGACUGGACUAUGGAGGUAUCGGAAUUACCUGAUCAUAUUCCUCAUCCCUCUGUUGAUUCUACCUUUACCCCUAAUAGUUGGGGGACCGGAGGCUAGUUGUGGCUUUGUAAUCAUCCUGAUGGCCCUGUACUGGUGUACAGAGUGUAUGCCUCUGGCUGUGACCGGUCUGCUGCCUGUCAUCCUCUUCCCUAUGAUGGGCAUCAUGGAGUCAAGCGAGGUGUGUAACCAGUACAUGAAGGACUCUAACAUGCUGUUCAUCGGAGGGCUGUUGGUGGCUAUAGCUGUGGAAUACUGGAACCUUCACAAACGCAUCGCCCUCAGAGUACUGCUCCUAGUAGGGGUGAGGCCUGCUCUUCUGAUGAUGGGCUUCAUGGGCACCACAGCCUUCCUGUCCAUGUGGAUCAGUAACACAGCCUCCACUGCCAUGAUGCUGCCCAUCGCUAACGCCGUGCUGAAGCAGCUGUGUGACACUGAGGCCCAGGCAGAGGAGAGGGAGAUGGACCUGAUGGCCAUCAGGGGGGGCGGGACUGGGACUGGGGUACCUAAGGGCCAGGAAAACCAGGCCUUUGAGAUGGGUGACAAGGAAAAAAGUAUUACCAUAGUUGCUGCUAAAUAUACAAAGGAUGUCAAGCCCAGGGAGAAUGGGGUCAAGUUAGAGCCCGAGCCAGAGGUGGAGGAGUGCCUGGAGGUAAGGGAGAGGAGGCUGAAGAGGGAGGCUAAGUACCUGAACCUGGAUAAAGGUAUGAGUCUCAGUGUGUGUUACGCUGCCAGCAUCGGAGGAACAGCCACCCUCACUGGCACCACCCCGAACCUCAUCCUCAAGGGACAGGUCGACGAGCUGUUCCCAGGAAAUGGAGACAUCAUCAACUUUGCCAGCUGGUUUGGUUUCUCCUUCCCCAACAUGGUUCUGAUGCUGAUCAUCUCCUGGCUGUGGCUGCAGUUUAUGUACCUGGGCUGCAACAUGAAGAAGUCGUUUGGCUGCGGGAUGAAUAAAGAUGGUGACAAGGAGGCGUACGGGGUGAUGAAGAAUGAGUAUAAGAAGCUGGGCAGUAUGUGCUUCGCUGAGGGCUGUGUUCUGGUGCUGUUUGUUCUGCUGGUCCUGCUCUGGUUCACCAGAGAACCAGGCUUCAUGCCCGGCUGGGCCACUGUGCUCUUCAACAAGGACAGACCGUACGUCACCGAUGGCACGGUGGCCAUCCUGAUGUCAACACUGUUCUUUAUGAUCCCAGCCCAACUACCCAGAUGUGGCGGGUACUCUGAGGAUGGAAAGCCACUGAAGGCCCCUCCCACCCUGCUGAACUGGGACGUGGUCCAAGAGAAGAUGCCGUGGAACAUUCUCCUGCUACUGGGAGGAGGCUUCGCUCUGGCCCGGGGAAGCGAGGUGUCUGGUCUGUCUCAGUGGCUAGGAGAAAGUCUGGCCCCCCUGCAGUCCAUCCCUCCCUUUGCCAUUUCCUUCCUCCUGUGUCUACUCACCGCCACAUUCACUGAGUGCUCCAGUAAUGUAGCUACUACCACACUGUUCCUGCCUAUACUGGCCUCUAUGGCCGUAGCCAUUAAGCUCCACCCACUGUACGUCAUGCUGCCCUGCACCAUCUGUGCCUCGCUGGCCUUCAUGUUGCCGGUGGCCACGCCCCCUAAUGCCAUCGCCUUCUCUUAUGGCAACCUCAAAGUCAUGGACAUGGCGAAGGCUGGAUUUGUUCUGAACAUUGUUGGUGUCAUCACCAUCAACAUCGCACUGAACACCUGGGGAGCAGCCAUGUUCAAUCUCAACACCUUCCCUGACUGGGCCAAUGUUACCACCAUACACACUCCCUGAUCUGGAGACACUGGCAAGGAAGGAGGGAAGGAGGGAAGGAGGG
This is a messenger RNA of Salvelinus fontinalis (brook trout), 1877 nucleotides long. RefSeq names its product solute carrier family 13 member 2-like. Lineage: Eukaryota; Metazoa; Chordata; Actinopteri; Salmoniformes; Salmonidae. The transcript is spliced from 13 exons. Gene Ontology annotation, molecular function: transmembrane transporter activity. Gene Ontology annotation, cellular component: membrane. Gene Ontology annotation, biological process: monoatomic anion transmembrane transport. Bases 5 to 1834 code for a protein of 609 amino acids. The record is from RefSeq and is a predicted model, not a curated record.